AUUCGGACGAAGCGCGCACCUGCUGUGAGAUUUGUUUAGGAGGGAAAAUCUUGUCUCCGUCCCUUAUCCGCGAUUGAAGAGACGUGGAAAUUAGAAACUCUGAUUGGAGUUGGUAUAUGGAGAUUUUUUCUCUGGGAAUUACAUCGAUUUAUUAGGUGCAGUUCCUGCUAUAGAUAAAAUUUUACUUUUAACUGGAAGACAUUUCUGUUCUGGGACACAGAUCGAUCUAAUACCAUGAUGCUGUGAUAAGUGAUUCUGGAAGUUGAUAUACAUUCAUUGAAUCAUGGAGACGUUUAGAUUCCUGUGUGCCAUUUUAUCAUUUUAUGUGGGAAUUUCUGUUGUGAAAGGCCAGUGUAGUAUAACGAAUUGUCAGACAUGCAGACAAGAAUCUGGUGUGACGUCAUGCUCACGGUGCAAUAGUGGUUUCUUCCCCUUGUCAACGACUUGUCAACCCUGUAGCCAGGGAUGUAGAGCAGUGACAUCAGGAUCAACAUGUGAUGGAUCAACCGGAAUUUGUGCCAGCGGUUGUAAUACUGGUUGGAUUGGAGAAAAAUGUGAUCGGUGUGAUAGUAAUUAUUACAGUGCAGGUGGGAGUUGUUACCAGUGUAGUGCAAAUUGUGCAAGUUCAUGUGACGGUACCACUGGCAGUUGCUUUGGAGGAUGUCGUCAUGGUUACUGGGGAAUACGUUGUGAAAAUACCUGUAGUCCUUUCUGUGUAGGACAAAGCUGUUACUACACAAACGCCACCUGUACAACCGGAUGUGUUAACGGAUUUUACGACAAUCGUUGUGAGUCUCCUUGCGGAGCGUGUCAGUGUGAAAGGCAGUCAGGAAAUUGUACCGGGUCGUGCGAUGCUGGAUGGUUUGGAGAAAAAUGUGACAAAAGAUGUAAUUCUGCUUGUUAUCUUGAGACCUGUGAACGGGAUGAUGGCCACUGCACGUACGACUGUCCUACUGGUUUUUACGGACCUUUCUGUUCUAAGAAUUGCAGUGACGGGUGUGAUGGAAAGUGCAAUCGAGACACCGGAGUAUGUUCAACUGGAUGCAAGCCUGGGUUUUAUGGAGACAUUUGCACGAAUCCAUGUAAUCCAAACUGCAAGACUGGAUAUUGCUCAAGAUCCGAUGGAUUGUGUGUUGGUGAUUGCAAAGAUGGAUUUUUUGGUGAUUACUGCUCUAGGAGUUGUGCCAGUUCCUGCAGUGGAAACUGCAAUAAAGACUCGGGCCUUUGUUCAGGUAAUUGCCAAGACGGCAGAUUCGGCGAUUUUUGUGAAAAGUUUUGUACCGCUGGAUGUUCGUCUAACACUUGCGAUCGAACCUCAGGGGUAUGCACGUCCGACUGCAUCUCUGGAUUGUUCGGAUUAUAUUGUAACCAAUCUUGUGCGACUUGUGAUUCAACUGGCUGUGAUAAGUCUAGUGGAAUCUGUAAUAGUCAGUGCGAUCCUGGAUAUUUCGGUAGCAUGUGCACAAAUCGUUGCUCCUUUGGUUGUCUUAAUGAAGCAUGUCAGAAAAGCAAUGGAGAUUGUAUAGGAAAUUGUAAGGUUGGUUAUUUCGGUGCAAACUGUUCUCAGUUUUGUAGUUCUAACUGUAAUAGCUCUGUUUGCUCCAAAACCUCUGGUGAUUGUUUCAGUUGUACUAACGGUCGAUAUUAUGGUCCAAAAUGUCAAAGUGCAUGUCCAAAUUGCGAUUCACAGGGUUGUUCGUUUGAAACUGGUGUGUGCAUUGGGUCUUGUUUGCCUGGAUAUCACGGGGCUAAAUGUGAUCUUCAAUGUAGCGCAAAUUGUGAAAGUCAGUCGUGUGACCGAACGUCUGGGAAAUGUUUAAAAUGUAAAGUAGGUUUUCACGGGUUUAAUUGUACAAUGCCUUGUAAUGGAAAUUGUCCGUCAAAUUUAUGUGAACAAGAUACUGGUUACUGUUCUCAGAAUUGCUCAAUAGGUUCAUGGGGCCACACCUGCACAGAAAGAUGCAGUUCGACAUGUUUUCAAAACACAUGCGAUAGAGAUACAGGGUAUUGUCAUGCUUGUGACGACGGAUUUUACGGUUUAACUUGCAAUUUAAAUUGCAGUAAUCAGUGCUCGUCGGGAACUUGUGAUCGCUCCAUUGGUUCCUGUAUCGGGUCUUGCAAUGUUGGGUAUUAUGGAUAUAAAUGCGAGUUUAAAUGUGUUGAGUACUGCAAUGGCUCUUGCAACCAGGUUACUGGCAUGUGUGACAAUCCUUGUCCACAUGGACGUUUUGGUGAUUACUGCUCUAUGCUCUGCCAGGAAACUUGCUAUGGAGACGAUAACAAAUGCAUUCGAUCUUCAGGUCAUUGUGAAACGGGUUGUGAUGUGGGCUAUUUUGGCAACUUUUGUGACUUAACUUGUCCGAAUUGCGACGCUGCUGGUUGUCACAGAUCGAAUGGCUCUUGCAUCGCUUCCUGUAAAAUAGGAUACUAUGGACCAUCUUGUAACCGUACAUGUAGUCAGACUUGCAAUAUCCUGAUGUGUGCCAAAGAUACUGGUUAUUGUACUAACGGCUGUACAUUGGGGUAUUUUGGCAACACCUGUGAAGACAUAUGCAACCCAAACUGCGAUUCCUCUGGUUGUCACAGAUCUACUGGUGUCUGUUUGGGAUCUUGUAAACCAGGCUAUUAUAAUCCAACUUGCUCAGGAGUAUGCAGCCCACAGUGCAAAGGCGGAUCCUGUGAACGAUUUAAUGGUACCUGCUCGGAAUGUAAUAUCGGUUAUUAUGGGGCCUUCUGCAAUUCAACUUGCAGCAAAUGUGACAGUCAAGGAUGCAAUCAAGCUGAGGGAAAAUGUUUUGGAGAGUGUCAGGUAGGAUAUUUUGGAGAAAAGUGCGACAGACUUUGUAGCCAAAACUGCGCUACCGCAUCGUGUAAUAAACUUGAUGGUCAAUGCUCUGCUUGCAGAGAUGGUUAUUUCGGUCCAACCUGUGCAUCCACAUGUAACUCAUUUUGCAUUAGUAAUAAAUGUAACCAAACCUCUGGUUAUUGUACAUAUGAUUGUCCAAAUGGAUACAAAGGCAAUUAUUGCAAUGAACUGUGCGAUUCAGCAUGUGCAGAUAAUACCUGUGAUAGAUAUAGCGGUGCAUGUGUUGGUAGUUGCAACGCUGGUAAACAUGGUCAAUAUUGUCAGCUAAAUUGCAGCACGAACUGUGGUUCUGGAACUUGUCUUAAAGAAAAUGGGGACUGCAUUGGUGGUUGUCGUACAGGGUAUUACGGUAAACAAUGUGAUAUUUUGUGUAGCCGUCAGUGUUCGUCUUCAUGCGAUCAGAUUUCUGGAUUUUGUUUUGGCCAAUGUAAAACCGGUCAUUAUGGAAACUUUUGUGAAACUCAGUGUAGCGCUUUUUGUAAAAGUGACACAUGCGAUAAAACCACAGGGGCUUGUACCAUUGGAUGUGACACAGGGUAUUAUAGUACAUAUUGUAACCAGACGUGUAGUACAUGUGAUGACAACGGUUGUAACGACAGAACAGGUGCUUGCUUAGCCAACUGUGAUGUAGGUUUUUAUGGCUCCCAUUGUACAUCACAAUGCCAAAGCACCUGUCAAGGCGCUUGUCAAAAAUCGACAGGACUUUGUUUAAAUUGCCCUACUGGAUACUACGGAGAUUACUGCUUACAAAGCUGUGCCAACUGCGAUAGCAACGGAUGUGCCAUAUCGGACGGAACGUGCAUUGGACUAUGUAGAGACAAUUUGUUCCAUGGUCAGUAUUGUAAGUCAUCUUGCAAUGGAAAUUGUUUAAACGGUACCUGUAAUAAAAUCUCCGGAAAUUGUGAUGCUUGUAUUCAGGGUUACUAUGGUCCAACAUGCACAUUAGCAUGCAAUGGUAAUUGUCAGCAGAAUGUAUGCAGAAGAAAUGACGGAUAUUGCACGAACCCUUGCUCUGAACGGUACUAUGGACCAACUUGUAAUUCAAUUUGCAGUGUAUACUGUCGAGGCGGUUGCGACCGAGGAACUGGUGUGUGUAAUGCCUGUAUUGAUGGCCGUUAUGGUGAUUAUUGUGAUAAAACCUGUAACACUACCUGUGGAACUGGAUUGUGUAAUAAAAACGACGGAAAAUGCAUUGGUUCCUGCGUACAAGGGUAUUUUGGAGAUUACUGUUCAUUUCAGUGUAGUGCUUCCUGUGGAGGAAGUUGUAACAAAACAACCGCUUAUUGCGUCGGAGAUUGUCAGAAUGGGUACUACGGGAACUUUUGUGAGUUAGACUGUAGCAUUGGUUGCAUAGGAGCAGUAUGUGCCAGAAGUAAUGGGGUUUGUGGCAGUGGUUGUAAAGCUGGUUUUUAUGGAACCUUCUGCAAUAACACCUGUCCAACUUGUGACGCUAAUGGAUGUCACCAAACAAGUGGAACCUGCCUCUCUCAAUGUUUGCCUGGGUACUACGGCGGGGAUUGUUCUCUUCCAUGUAGCUCAAACUGUAAGGGUGGUCGAUGUGCUCGGUCGUCAGGCAUUUGUUCUGAAUGCAAAGAUGGUUACUUUGGAGAAAAAUGUGAGACUCUUUGCAGUACGGGAUGUACUGAUAACGCCUGUGAUCAAAAUACCGGUGUAUGUAAGUCUGGUUGUAAACAAGGCUUUUACGGCACAAGCUGCAGCAGGGCUUGCGUUGGAUGUAAUGAAUGUUUUCGUGACACAGGCUACUGUGCCAACUGCACUUCGAAUAGAUAUGGAACCAUCUGUCAGUUUACAUGUAGUUCUAAUUGUAAGUUGUCUUCGAGUGGGCAACUGAUGUGCGACAAGGACUCUGGGGCAUGUCGUUAUCAAUGUAGAGAUGGUUGGUGGGGAGCAAAAUGUGAUCAAGCCUGCAACAGAGGUUCGGGAUGUCAAAGUUCUGCAUGCGAUAUCAAUACGGGAUUUUGCUUAACGCAGUGCUCUGAUGGUUAUUUUGGAGAUCGAUGUGAAAAGCAAUGCAGUGCCACUUGUGCUGGCAACAGAUGUGAUAAGGCUUUGGGUACUUGUUCAAAUGGAUGCAACAACGGUUAUUUCGGAUCAACGUGCUCUCAACAGUGUGGCCAAAACUGUUUGUCUUGCGAUUUUCAGACUGGUAGUUGUAAUGUAUGUGAUAAAGGAAGAUACGGAAAUACCUGCCAGUUCAGUUGUAAUAGUAAUUGUAAUGUUAGUAGUGGACCGGAUCAAACAUGUUCAAAGGACUUAGGUUAUUGUCUGCAUAAUUGUAAAUCAGGAUAUUUCGGAAACGAUUGCUCUCAAACAUGUCCAGGCCAAUGUUUAAGUGGAAGCUGCAACAGGGCAAACGGACAAUGUGACGAUGAUUGUAAGAAUGGUUAUUACGGUCUUUUCUGUAACCACACCUGUCCUAACUGCUUAGAGGGAGGCGGGGGAUCCUUGUGUCAUCGAACAACAGGUGCUUGUUUAAAUGGAUGCAAACUUGGAUUUUUCAACGAUCAGUGUUCUCAGAUGUGCUCUUUAGAUUGCCAGUCCCAUGCAUGUUCUGGAACCGAAAGAAAUUGUACUGUUGGAUGUGUUCAGGGACUGUUUGGUUCCGACUGCACAUCCAAAUGUAACCCGAAUUGCAUCAACGACAUUUGUGUACGGGCGACCGGGGAAUGUAUCGUCGGAUGUCGACCAGGUUCAUAUGGAUCUUUAUGUGACUUUAACUGCAGUAACAUAGGAUGCCCCAGUGGAAAUUGCGACCGGCAAACAGGCGCCUGUCAGUCAGUCUGUGGGGCGGGGUAUUAUGGUUCUUACUGCAACUUGACCUGUUCCCAGUGUGACAGUGCUGGCUGUGACAAAUCCACUGGGUCUUGCUUGGGUUCUUGUAAAGCUGGAUUCUAUGGCGUAAAUUGUGAACGAUCUUGUAGCAGCAACUGCAAUGGAAUCAGUUGUGAAAGAAUCUAUGGAAAGUGCUCUGCUAAUUGCAUAGCUGGAUGGUUUGGAGAUAAAUGUGAUCAGGCAUGUCAUUCAAAUUGUGCAAAUGGAAUUUGCGAUCGGGAAACAGGGGACUGUGAAAGUUGCAUUGCAGGUCAUUAUGGGGGAAAAUGUUCCUUCUUUUGCAGUUCUAACUGCAAUACAACAAUCUGCGAUCGUACGAAUGGGACUUGCACUGCCUGUGCAUCAGGUUGGUACGGCGAGAGCUGCAACAUCAGGUGUGGAGAUAAAUGUGAAAACCUUAUUUGCUUGCAGGACACGGGCAACUGCCGGAAAUGCAAACCAGGAUAUUACGGAACGAAAUGCGAUUCGACAUGUUCAGGAUGUGCCCCUUACAACAAUCAGUCUAACUGCGCACAGGUAGAUGGUAUGUGUUUGAACAAGUGUAAGACAGGGUUUUAUGGCAAUAAGUGCACAGGGGUUUGCAACAACAAGUGCAAAAACAACAAUUGUGAAAAUACAGCAACAAAUUGUCUAGAUGGCUGCCAAAUAGGUUACUUUGGGACCGAUUGUCAAUCUGAUUGCAGUACCAAUUGUCUGAACUCAGAGUGCAGUAAAACAACAGGAGAUUGUUCGCAGGGAUGCAAAGCGGGCUGGUAUGGACCUAGAUGUUCAAAUGCAUGUAAUAGUGCUUGCCUGAACAGCUUAUGCAAUGCUGAGAAUGGUAUUUGCUUCGCUUGCCCCGACGGCCUUUAUGGAAAUCUGUGUGAUCAGCAGUGCCACACAAACUGUCAAGGGGGUGUUUGCGACAGGAACGGAACUUGUUUGGAAUGCAAACCCGGAUUUUAUGGCAAAAUGUGCAACGAGACUUGUGGAAACUGCACGAACUGUGACCGAACGACGGGAUGUAAGGCUUGCUCGACAGGAAAAUGGGGAAAUGCUUGCCAGAAUGAUUGCAAUCAAAACUGCCAAUUAAGUAGAUGUAAGAAGGAUGAUGGAACGUGCGAGGAAUGUAAGGCAGGGUUUUUCGGAGCCCUCUGUAAUAAGGUCUGCAAUAUUACAAAUUAUUGUAUUGGUAAUGCAUGCGACCAGUUUACCGGAGCAUGCAGUGGAAAUUGCGUUGCUGGUUGGUACAGUAGCCGGUGCGAGAUCGCUUGUCCAGUGAACUGCAAAAAUAAAGCUUGCAACCGUCAGAGCGCCGUUUGCAGUUAUGGAUGCAGCCCUGGGUAUUAUGAUGAUCUUUGCCAGACACUAUGCCCAGUGGGAUGUUAUAAUUGCAGCUCUACCGGUAUCUGUUUAUCUUGCAAAACUGACUAUUACAAUCAGGGGUGCCUUACCCAAUGCAAUACAAACUGCAAACAGCCUACGGACAAUUCCCGAGUUUGUGAAGCCAAUACUGGUAACUGUGUAGAGGGAUGUAAAGAUGGGCAUUAUGGUGCCAUGUGUCAAAUGAGUUGCUCUGUAAAUUGUAAGGGUCUGUCUUGUGCAAGAGACACUGGAAGAUGCACUGGAAUUUGCAACGCAAAUUUCUUUGGCCCCUUUUGCAACGAAUCAUGUAGUGGUUGCGAGACCAUAGGUGGAUCUAGUUGCGAGCAAUCAACUGGAAGAUGUUUACAUGGCUGUAAAUCUGGUUUCUUUGGCACGUACUGCAGAGAUCAGUGUAGCACAAACUGCCUUAACCUGAAAUGUGAAACUUCUAAAGAUAAUUGUAUGGAUGGUUGUAUCGCUGGGAAAUAUGGAUUUGACUGUAAACAGGACUGCAAUGCUAACUGCUUUGGAGGAACCUGCGUUCGGUCCACUGGGGCCUGUGAAAACUGCGUAAGCGGGAUGCAAGGUGCCGCGUGUAGCCAGAGGAUAGUUUCCUCAGACAACGACAAUAUUCCCCUUAUUGUCGGUCUCUCAGCUGGUGGUGGGGCGCUGUUGAUCAUCAUCAUAAUAACCUUGAUAUGUAUGCAGCAACGCCGAUCAAGUAAGCGUCGACUAGAGAAGAUCUUAGCCAUGAAAGCUUUCCAAGACAAUAAUGGCUGGACGUUUGAUGACGAACGACUAGCCCCGAGCCAGUACGGAAGGAGUUCACAUAACGGAAGUUUACAUGGCAGUAUCCAUGGCAGUGUGCACGGAAGUCAGUUCCACGGAAGUCAAUACUUCGGAUAUGAUAAUGUGGUUGUUGCUGGUGGUGACAUUGCUGUAAGAGACUUAAACCAAUAUGUUGCCAGAAUGAUAGCAACAGAGGGCGCUUUUGAAAAGGAACACAAGCGGCUUCAAAUUGGAUUAAUUGCUCCAUGUACAGAGGCAGAGAAACAGGAAAAUGCCAGGAAAAAUAGAUACAAGAAUAUAUAUGCUUAUGACCAUAGUCGUGUUUUGUUAAAUAAAGAAAGUGACACGGAUUCCAUGCCAAGCUAUAUUAACGCAAAUUUUAUAAAUGGGUUUGAAAAAGAAAGCAGAUAUAUUGCUGCUCAAGGACCAACAGAGAAUACAGUAGAUGAGUUUUGGAAAAUGGUGUGGCAGAAUAAAUGUUCAGUUAUUGUAAUGUUGACAAAACUGAUUGAAUGUGGGGUUAGUAAGUGCUUAUCAUACUGGCCGAUAGAUGACAAUGAAUACGUGAAUGCUGACAUUCGAAUAAAGUUUAAAGGCAAAGAAGAGUUUGCUGAUUUCACCAUUACUUACCUUUCCCUAACAAAAGGUGCAGAUGAACUGGAAGUCACUCACUGUCAGUUUACUACGUGGCCAGAUAAAGGCGUUCCCAUUUAUGUCACGCCCCUUGUAGAAUUUCUGCACAAAAUAAAGUCUAUCGAAGAUGAUUCGCCAUUAUUAGUUCACUGCAGCGCUGGUGUUGGAAGAACAGGUGCCUUCAUCGCUGUACAUUAUCUAUGUGAGCAAGCAGAAAAGGAACAAAAGAUAAACAUAUUUAAUUGUGUAAAGAGCAUGCGCGAACAAAGAAUCAAUAUGGUGCAAACUCCGGAGCAGUACAGGUUUAUACACGAGUGUGUCUUAGAGUCGCUUACAUUUUCAAAAUCCAUUGUUAAAUCAUCAGAGUUUAGACAAUACUAUGCUCAAAUGAUGGAAAUUCAGAAUGGGUCUACAACUCGACAAUUAGAGCUACAGUUCUUGAAAAUAAAAUCUUUAUCCAAGAACAUAGAAAGAGAAGAUAGUGCCAAUUUACCAGAAAACCAACCUAAAAAUAGAACAAAUAUAGUUGCCCCUGAUUUUUGUCGAGUUUUCCUUUGGUCAAGUGUUCAGGGUUGCAACGAUUACAUCAAUGCUAUAUAUGUACCGACCUACCGGCGACGAUAUGCCUACAUUAUCACAGAAAUGCCACAAACACACACAAUCAUUGAUUUCUGUAGACUCCUACAGCAAGAGGAAUGUAGAACCAUUGUGAUGCUCAACAGUGAUAAAACAGAAACACAGGAUGGGAAGUACUGGGCGGAUCCAGGGGAAAGUGUGGUGUGUGGGCCGUUUCGUAUUGCAGUUAAGAACGUUUCGGAGGAAGAGCAUUAUAUCUGCAGGACAAUAGAUCUUCACUAUAGUAUAGGGAGUGAUCGUGACAGUAUAAAUAUAGUAGACAUGGAAGGUGUAGUGGAAGUUCGGCAGUAUCAGAUAAAAUCCUGGUUGGAAUCGUCGCCUGUUCCGGGUUCCGUAUUUUCUGUACUUGAUAUCGUGAAGGACAUGUUGCCGUGGCAAAACCAGUCUGGUAAUCAUCCCGUCUUAGUGCAUUGCAAAAAUGGUGCAGAUCGGAGUGGUCUUUUUUGCCUCUGUGCUUCUGCAAUCGACAGAGUUAUUUCGGACGGCAGUGUAGCAAUGCCAUACAUGCUGAAUCAUAUAAGAGCGAGGCGAAGGGAGCUAGUUCCAUAUUAUGUACAAUACAAAUUUUGUCACGACGCUGUUGAUAGAUUUAUAGGUCAAUGUGAUUAGAAGCUCUCCUUAAAGUCAUAAACAAAUCUUUAGUAUUGAUAUAUUUAAUCCUUAAGAAACAGUAUUAUUUAUUUGCUAUUGAGUUUUUGUAUUUGCAACAUUGAUUGGUGCUUGACGAUUUGAAUAUUUUGCAUUAAAAUAUCUGUUACUCUUAAAUUGCUGAAUGUAUACAUGUAUGUCGAGUUGUCUUUUUCAGUUUUCGUGGAUGUCAUGACCUUUCUCCAAUUGGGUCGAAUAGUGUUUCCCUUUUAUUUUUUCAGUUUUGAUUCGGUGCUAUCUUGAGUUUAUCGUAUAUGUUAUUUGAGGGUAAAAAUGAUUGUUUUAAAUGGUCAUAUUACAAUUGCGCAUCGGUUUGCUUAUU
Messenger RNA from Saccostrea cuccullata (small rock oyster), 10091 nucleotides. Its product is annotated as fibrillin-1-like. Gene Ontology annotation, biological process: protein dephosphorylation. The coding region runs from base 284 to 9730 and encodes 3148 amino acids. Gene Ontology annotation, molecular function: scavenger receptor activity; protein tyrosine phosphatase activity. The record is from RefSeq and is a predicted model, not a curated record. The transcript is spliced from 24 exons. Lineage: Eukaryota; Metazoa; Mollusca; Bivalvia; Ostreida; Ostreidae.